Suillus paluster is the source of this 1443-nucleotide messenger RNA. RefSeq lists its product as uncharacterized. Lineage: Eukaryota; Fungi; Basidiomycota; Agaricomycetes; Boletales; Suillaceae. Gene Ontology annotation, biological process: fungal-type cell wall polysaccharide metabolic process. The transcript has 7 exons. Bases 216 to 974 code for a protein of 252 amino acids. The record is from RefSeq and is a predicted model, not a curated record. Gene Ontology annotation, cellular component: fungal-type cell wall.
CUCGAAACUAGGUGGAAGCAUCACCCUCAGUGCCACAACGUGGUGAACUCAUCGAUUAUAAGAUUCGGUUUGCCAAAGUGCACGUCUUUCGGCUGAUCCAAAAGAUCCGCAACUACACUGUCAACUGACUGGCAGUCGAGGCAUCGAGAGUCGCACUUGUAGAUCACGAAUGGAUGCAAUAGACUGGCGCCUCUAGCCAAGCACAUCUCUUAAGAAUGUUCAACACCACCUUUACCUCUAUAUCUUAUGUGGCUCUAGCACUGGCGAGUGGCUCAUUCGCUAUCAAUGCAAAACGUGGUCUGGCGUUUGCUGAUUCUAACAAUGCUGGUGAUAUCGCUGUCGCCAAUAACGCCCAGGUCUCUUGGGUAUAUGACUGGGGCAGUACCGCGCCGAGCUAUCUGGAAAACACAGGCAUGAACUACAUUCCCAUGCAAUGGGGUGCAUACGAUGCCGAGAAUUUUGCGGCUGCGGUGCUGGCUCAAAAAGCAAAGACAAUCUUAGGUUUCAACGAACCUGACCUUUGUUCCCAGUCGAAUAUUACACCUGUGGCUGCCGCGUCAUUGUGGAUGCAGUACAUACAACCUCUGAAGAAAAACGACGUCCGACUCGGUGGCCCGGCUGUGUCCAAUGGACCAUCAGGAACCCCCUGGUUAUCUCAGUUCUUGGGAAACUGCACUGAAUGCACGUUUGAUUUCAUACCUCUUCACUGGUACGGUGAAGGCCUCGACAAUUUUAAAAACUACGUCUGGUCGUUCCAUGGCAAAUUCUCUUCCUGUCCAUUGUGGGUCACGGAGUUUGCAUCUACUUCUUCGAAUGUUAGUGAGGUGGAAGACUUUGGCAUUCAGGCAACAAAUUUUCUUGAUGGGCUGGAUUGGAUUGGAGGGUAUGCCUGGUUCGCAUUCUACCGCCAGGAAUCAGGUUCCUACUACAGUAAGAGUAUUCUUUUCAGCAGUCUUAUGUCCCUUAUGUCAUAACCUUUUCAUCACCUAGACCUUCUUGAUGUUAGUGGCGAGCCUACUGCACUUGGAAAUGUCUACAUUCAUGGCACCAAUUAAGACCUUCCUUCUAAUUCAAGAAAUAGAAGCACAUAAGUACAUACUUCCUACAAGCUGAUUAUACAUAACGGCCGAACUCCCCAUCAGAGGACACAGUCUAUGAUCGCCCAGCGUGCCCCACGUCUUCCUUCUAUGUUGGAUCUGCCUAUACUAUGAGGCUGUCUGUGAUUCAAAUCACGGCUUGUGACGGUCCGAAUCGUGAUUCUCGAGUGGCGUUUCGUUGUCUGUCGGUCAAUCUUCUUUCGAUACUCAGAGCCACAUUACGUUACACUAUAUAUUUAAAGGUUGUCUUCAUAGCGAGCGCGAUGCCAACGGCAGUGGUGCAGGUUGACUUGAAUGAGGGCCACUGAUGCUGAACUAAAAGUGUUUCCCUGCGAGGACCGGCAAC